CUACUGCGCGUGCGCGACGCUGCGACACGCUCCACCCCGUCGCGGGUUCCCAGGGGGCGAUGGGAAGCGGAAGUGCUCGGCUGACCUGGGAGGACGGUUCCUGGUUCAUACUGGCUGCUGUCGUCGGUCUCUGAGGUUUCAGGCUCUUGGCGGUGAAGGUCAGAGUGCAGACCUGAAACUACUGCUCACGGACUUCAGACUCCAGUUUAUCUGUGCCCCGGCUUCCUGACUUAGUCUCAGAAGAUUUAGGCUGAGGCCCCGGGAGGAGAUCUCCAUCCUUUAUCCAGAGCAGAGCAGGAUGGCCGUGUCCCAGGAAUCAUUGACCUUCAAGGACGUGUUCGUGGACUUCACCCUCGAGGAGUGGCAGCAACUGGACUCUGCCCAGAAGAACCUCUACAGGGACGUCAUGCUUGAGAACUACAGCCACCUGGUGUCCGUGGGGUAUCUGCUUGCCAAGCCAGAUAUGAUCUUCAGGUUGGGACCAGGAGAAGAGUCCUGGAGGGCAGAUGGAGGGACCCCGGUGCGCACCUGUGCAGAAGUCUGGCAAGUUGAUGAGCAGAUAGAUCGCUACGAGGAAAGCCAAGACAAACUUCUGUGGCAAGCUGCAUUCAUAGGCAAGGAAACACUGAAGGAUGAAAGUGAUCAAGAAUGCAGAACACGUAGCAAAAGCAUUUAUCUCAGCACAGACUUUGAUUCUGUAAGACAAAGACUCCCUAAAUAUCAUUCAUGGGAAAAGGCAUUCAAAACAUAAUUUAAACUUUCUUAGUCAAAAUAGAAGCUAUGUAAGAAAGAAAGAUGAUGGAUGUAAGGCAUAUUGCAAAGUAUGCCUCCAUUCUAACCUUCAUAAAGCUCAACCUGCGGAGAAAUUUUUUGACCCUAAUCAAUGAGGGAAAGCCCUCCACCAAAAGCAAGCGCUUCAGAAAAGUCAGAGAAGUCAAACUGGGGAGACACUCUACAGAUGUACUCAAUGUGGAAAAGGGUUUAUCCAGAAAGUAAACUUAGUUGUACAUCCAAGGACUCACAUCGGAGAGACACCUUAUGAAUGCUGUGAAUGUGCAAAAGCCUUCAGCCAGAAGUCAACCCUCAUAGCACACCAGAGAACUCACACAGGGGAGAAGCCCUAUGAAUGCAGUGAAUGUGGAAAAACCUUUAUCCAGAGGGCACCACUUAUUAAACUUAAGAAAAUUCAUAUGGACAGGGACCCUAUAAAUGUAGUGUCUGUGAGAAAGCCUUCAGUAGGAAGUCAGCUCUCAUGAAACAGAUAAUUCACGUGGGAGAAACCUUACAACUGUAAUGAAUGUGGGAAAUCGUUCAGUGUUAAAUCAACUCUUACUGUAUGUCACAACAUAUAUGCGUAAGUUGCAUGCUAUUGUGAGUAGUGUCAUGAAAUUUUGCACUGUCCUGCUCUUUGCUGCUCAGGAUGCAAUUCAGUGAAUCAUCUUUUUUUUUUUUUUUUUGAGAUGGAGUCUUGCUCUGUCGCCCAGACUGGAGUGUAGUGGCACAGUCUUGGCUCACUGCAACCUCCACCUGCCGGGUUCAACCAAUCCUCCUGCCUCAGCCUCCCAAGUACGUGGGAUUACAGGCGUGCGCCACCACACCUAACUAAUUUUUGUUUUCUUAAUAGAGGUGGAACUUCACCAUGUUGGUCAGGCUGGUCUUGAACCCCUGACCUCAAGUGAUCCUCCUGCAUCAGCCGCCCAAAGUGCUGGGAUUAAAGGUGUGAGCUGCUGCGCCUGGCUUGAAUCAUCCUUUUGUCCAGUAUUAUAUCCAUGCUGUAUAUGCUACCUGCCCAUUAGCCACUUAGCUGUCUCAGUUGUCAGAUUGACUGUCAUGGGAUUGCAGUGCUUGCAUUAAAGCUACCCUUAUUGUAUAAUGACCCCAAACUGCAAGAGUAGUGAUGUUGGCAAUUUGCAUAUGCCAAAAAUAAGCUAUAAAGUGCUCCCUUAAAUUGAAAUGGUGAAAGUUCUUGACUUAAUAAAGAAAAAAAAAAAAUACAUGCUGACGUUGUUAAAAUUUACAGUAAGAAUGAAUCUUCUAUCCAAGAAAUUGUGAAGAAGGAAAAAGAAACUUGUGUUAGUUUUGUUGUCACACCUCAAACUGCAAAAGUGAUGGCCACAGUGCAAGGUAAGUGCUAAGAUGAAAAAGACAUUAAACUUGUGGGUGGGAGGCAUGACUAGAAAUGGGUUCUGACAGAAAUCAGGUUCAGUACUAUUCACAGUUUCAGGCAUCCACUAGGGAUCUUGGAACAUAGCUCCCACAGAUAAGGGAGGAUUACUGCACACUGUCAUAAUGUGCAUCAAAGAAUUCACUGAGUGUAAUCAUGUAAAUCUAAUACUAAAAAGCCCCCAGAUACAAUUUAGCCUUCAGUAGAUAGAAGAAAACUCAAGUUACUCAAAUCAUUCAAUAAAUGAUAAAUUCUUUU
Saimiri boliviensis boliviensis (Bolivian squirrel monkey) is the source of this 2422-nucleotide messenger RNA. RefSeq names its product KRAB box domain containing 4 (gene KRABD4). Gene Ontology annotation, biological process: regulation of DNA-templated transcription. The record is from RefSeq and is a predicted model, not a curated record. NCBI's taxonomy places the organism in Eukaryota, Metazoa, Chordata, Mammalia, Primates, Cebidae.